Messenger RNA from Penicillium cosmopolitanum, 1002 nucleotides. RefSeq lists its product as uncharacterized. The transcript has 6 exons. The record is from RefSeq and is a predicted model, not a curated record. NCBI's taxonomy places the organism in Eukaryota, Fungi, Ascomycota, Eurotiomycetes, Eurotiales, Aspergillaceae. Bases 1 to 1002 code for a protein of 333 amino acids.
AUGGCGCGAGACUGCCAAUCGACGAUACAUAAGACGAGAAUUGGAUUUGCCGACCAGAUUCCAGCGAUUUGGCGCAACCCGCCAUUCGUUUUCAGAUAUUCCAAACGCGCCCGUAGAGGUCGCUGGCCGCGAUAUGACAGAGCCUUCGAUUCUGUGUUCGCAUGUCUUAGACAGACUCCUCCCUUCGAUAAGGGGAUUUGGGAAGGUGGAAUCCAGUCUAUCGCUGAUAAAUUGGUGACUGAGUGGCCAUAUGCACAGGAGUGGGCUAUCCAUCCAUGGAUUGCUGGUGCAGAUACAGUUGAAACUGGAUCUGAACAUACGGGAUUCAAGAGGCCAGGUAGUAUUUUACCCUAUUACCGUGGCGCUCCUCCCUUCAGCGGGGUUUUUGAGGUCGGGCAUAAAGGAAUGAACGGCUACGAAACUCUUUCAAUCUUCAACUUCUCGUCGAUAGUCGAAGAGAACACCCUCGAAGGAACGCUCAAGGGCAAAUCCAUACAAAUCCUCCGUCAACUCCGCCGUCACCUGCAUAGUACCAACCCCGGAGAGAAGGUUCCCGACCAAGAGGUCUUCCAGAUCGGCAUCCAUGGGACUAAAAUUCAUAUCAUUCAGGUUGGUCCCGAGGAGCUUGCGAUGCUGGAUGAGGAGCUGUAUGAAAUCGAGGCUGAGACUCAUUUUGCAAUGAACGAGAUCGGAUCCCCGGCCCUACCAAACGAAGAAGUUGGGGGUCGGGAGAUUGAAUGGGGGCUGUUCAUCGAGCACGAAGACCUGGAUACGGAGCCAGGGAACGAAGUGGAGAUGAUGAUUUAUGAGGAUGAUGAGAACGAUGAGGACUAUGAGCACAAUGAUGACAGUGGGAAUGAUCAGGACGAUGAGGAAUAUGAGGACUGUGAGGACGAUGAAGACGAUGAGGAAUUUGAUGAAUAUGAGGACAGUGAGGAUAAUGAGGAAAUCACUGCGCCAAGCCCAGGAGAUGGGUUUUAUGAUCCUCUAUCCUGGAGUUGA